AUGGCGUCCGGAACUCCAAGCAGCUCCCGCCGCUCGCGCCCUACUCUUCGUCAGGCAACAUUUGUCCUUCCCAAAACUGGCCAGCGUCUAAAAGGUCUCGUGAAUCUGCGCAACGCGGUGUCUGCCUCCGAGAAUGAUGACGAACGGCGCGGUCUCCUCACAAACGAAAUCUCCAGACACUACGAGGGGUAUUUUGCCGCGCUGUCACGUCGGCUAAGAAAUGCUGGGACCCAGGCGAACCAGUUUGCCAGGUCCGAGGCGGGCAUCGGGGUCUUGAAGUACAGUCUCGCGUACUUCCUCGGAUCACUGGCAACAUUCAUUCCCGCAAUUUCGUCCUUGCUGGGCCAUCAGGAUGGAAAACACAUGGUGGCAACGGUCACAGUCUACUUCCACCCUGCCAGAUCUCAGGGGGGAAUGGUAAAGGCUCUGAUCUGCGCGUUUCUGGCGUUCUGCUAUUCGGCCUUCUUGACAAUCACUAGCAUGUUCGUGGAGAUGUUCUUCCAAGAUACCUUGAAUCAACCUGCCCUCGGUCAUGCUGUGGUUCUGAUUGUGUUCUGCGGGGGUGGACUUGGAUUUGUCGGUUGGACCAAGCAACGGCUAGGGGAUCCUUUGGUGAACGUCGCUUGCUCACUGACUGCUUUGUCUACAAUUACCGUCUUAACCAAAGAAGGUGCCGUGCAGAGUGGCGAUCUGUCACUUGCGAAGAUCUUUCAAGUCUUGAAGAUGGUUCUCAUGGGUGUGGUGGCUGUGAUGGCUGUAUCGUUCUUCAUAUUCCCUAUUUCGGCCCGAAAAAAGCUGCGAUCGAACCUUGUCACGGUCACGGAUACCUUAGCUGUCAUGAUGGCACUCAUCACCGAGAGCUUUUUGAGUGGCUCGGAGGAGGAGCUUGCUUCGGCGCAAUUUCUGGACGCAGAAGCCAGGCACCGAAAGGCCUACAGUCAGCUUGAUAGGCUUGUCCGAGAGGCUAAGCUUGAGCACUUUGUGGCUGGCACUGAAAGGGAAUACAGACUUGAGAAAAAGUUGGUCCGCUGGGUGCAGGACAUCACGCAUAACAUGGGAGGGUUGCGUAAUGCAGCCUCUCUUCAAUUCAGCUUGAUCCGUGAGACCAUUGCCCGAGAGUCUGGAUCGUCGGAAGAUGAGCACCCGCUUGUGAACAAUGCCGAUUAUUUCACACCCCUUGAACGCUCAUGGUCAUUUCCUGAGAGUUCAUAUCUAGAGCCUAUCGCUGAGCGGCCAGAAGAAGAAACAUCUCCAGGCGCCUCUACUCGAAAUGCCAGUGCGCAAUCAACUCCAAGGCCCGCACUUCUCCCGGCCGAUGUUUUUACUAUUUUCAUCUCUCACCUGGGCCCAUCAAUGCGGUCAUUGGCUUUCACCCUGAAAGAGAUUUUCAAGGAGAUUCCAUUUGGUCCUGCUCCGCACUACAAGGUGUCGGUAAAUGGCCGAUUACGUAUCAGCCUUGAUCGAGCUCUUGACCUUUACAAAGAGUCGCGCCAAAAGACACUUGCCUCUUUGUAUCAGCAAAAGGAAACCAUGAAGCUGAAGACUCACGAGGCUGAGGCGGACCUGGAAGAGGUCUCAGCCAGUUGCGGGCAUUUCAGCUUUUCUCUCCUGGAAUUUGGAGAGCAGCUUCAAGAGAUGCUAGGAAUUUUGGAUGAGCUGCAAUUGGAAGUUGAAGAGCGUCCAAAUGGACGAUCCUGGUCAUGGCUCAAAAUAUGGCGGUGGACGAAAAAUGCACAAGCCAGCAAAGCAAAGCUUGUUGAUGAAGAACCAGUCUCCAGGCCUUCUAGCGCACCUCCACUUCAUCAAAACAUUCAAAGACAUGCUAGACAUGCAUCAGAUGGCCUCAUUGCACAUGACAGAGCGCCUGUAACCGUUCAAUCUAUAGCGAACUCGCCGAAACAAGCAAUGAAACGAAGGCUUGGAUACCGCUUGUGGAAAGGGCUCGGCUUCUUUCGACGAGAUGACACAAAAUAUGCGAUCAAGGUGGGAGCUGGGGCUGCAAUAUAUGCCUUGCCUGCAUUUCUCCCUUCAACGCGCCCUUUCUAUGGACGUUGGCGAGGAGAGUGGGGUCUCCUAUCCUACAUGUUGGUUUGCUCCAUGACAAUUGGGGCCUCAAAUACGACAGGAUAUGCUCGAUUCCUCGGUACUUGUUUAGGUGCGCUCUGUGCUAUUGCAGCCUGGGAAAUCACAGCGGCAAACGUCUUUGGUCUUGCUUUCCUGGGCUUUUUGAUGGCCAUCUGGACCGGAUACAUAACGAUCGUCCGAGGGAACGGACCUAUGGGCCGGUUCAUCAUGCUCACCUACAAUCUAUCCGUACUGUAUGCGUACUCUCUCGCCCAGAGGGAGGCAGCCAUGGAUGAAGAUGAGGGUGGCUCCCACCCAAUCAUGACCGAGAUUGCUCUCCAUCGGGUUGUUGCCGUGCUGUCUGGAUGUGUCUGGGGCAUUUUCAUCACCCGAAUGAUUUGGCCCAUCAGUGCAAGGCGCAGACUCAAGGAGAGUCUGAGUCUUCUCUGGCUGCACUUGAGUCUCGUUUGGAAACGCGACCCCCUAUCACUUAUGGCCCAGGAGGGAAGGUCCGUUGUAUACAUGACCCCAAGAGAGAAACUGGAGAUCGAAAGAUUCCUUGCUCGGUUGGAGUCUCUCCAAGGUGCCGCGAGCUCUGAGUUUGAAUUGAAGAGCGCUUUUCCCGCAAGCUCGUAUGCCAACAUUGUUCGGCGUACGCGCAGCAUGGUCAACUCGUUCCAUACUAUGAACAUCGAGUUGAUGAAAAACGAUCCUUCCACCGAUGGUGAAAUCAGCCUCCUCCGGUACACGGCAUUAGAACGGCAGCAGCUGUCUGCUCGUGUCAGCCAUCUACUAUCAGUCAUGGCUUCUUCGAUGAAGCUCGAAUAUCCCUUGAGUGAUGUGCUUCCCAGCAUCGAGCAUGCUCGAGAUCGAUUGCUUGCUCGCAUCUAUCGCUAUCGUCUAGAUCACGAAGCCUCUCAGCAGACCACAGACGAGGACUGCGCCCUUCUGUAUGCAUAUGUUCUGGUCACGGGCCAAUUAUCAAAUGAGAUCACAGAGAUCAUUGCGGAGAUCGGGCAACUAUUUGGGGUAUUGAGUGAAGACGUAGUACAGCUCGCUUGA
Molecule: messenger RNA, 3126 nt
Organism: Penicillium olsonii
Lineage: Eukaryota; Fungi; Ascomycota; Eurotiomycetes; Eurotiales; Aspergillaceae
Source: the annotation of a GenBank genome assembly